AUGUGGAAGGUCAAAAUGAUGGCUUCAAGCUGUCUGACUUCCAGCAGCUCGAUUUCCCUCAUGGAGUCGAUACUUCUUCCUCAUCAGACGAUCCGUGCGGCCACAACCGUCACCCAUGCAGGCUACAAGCGAAGAGAAAGGAUACAAGAAAGCUCAGCAUAUGGUGGAAAGCAUACAAUCAAGCCGGAGGCAUCGUUAGCAGCAAGGCCAAAAUCAAGAACACGCGCUUUUCAAGGGUCAACACGCCAGCAAGACAAGGUUGCGAGUCCUCCGUACAAUAAUAAGGACGAGAGAAGGAGUAAUUAUGCAUAUAGCAUAAAGAAUGUACGUAAGGAUACCUCUACCUCCUUCUUUGUCAAAAAGCAGUCCUCAGAAAGCACAUCUGCCGAUGCUCCUCAACAAAUACAAGAGAAAGGUCACAAAUGCUUAGAGGACUCACAGACUACAGCCUCAAUAGAACGUGAUACGCAGUACGUACUCGACAGAGAACAAGCCGCAGAAGAGGAAGCGCAAAGGCGAGAUGAGCUUUCCACAGCUCAAGAUCGACUGCGGGAAUUUUUCUCCAAGGCCAAACAGAGCAGUAGCGCUCUCGCCUCACCCAAAGUCACAUCUGCAUCUAUCCCAGAGGCUGAGAGUCCGACGCCUGAAGACGAGGCAUAUGCAGCCAUCGAAGGAACACGAUCAAGGUCGGAGAUCGAAAGGAAUCAAGAAACAGUCGCAUCUGUGUCCGAUACGUCUUUGACAUCUCCCAAGUUUACGCGUCCCACUCUUGCUCAACUUCAAAGUGUAGAAUUGGAUCAAUUUGCCGGACUCUACCAGUCUCAGACUGCCUGGAAUCCGAACCAAGACAUUGUGCUCAUGCAAGAUGGUCCCGAGCGCAAGUCGUUGGUUCGCGAGGGGCUUAUGCAAGGUGGUCGACAAUACAUUGUUGUCAUCUUGGAUGGGGACAAUCUGCUCUUCGAUCCUCGUCUACUGAACAAAGGCUACGAAGGAGGCAAGUUCUUCUGUGAGGAGCUACGUCAACGCAUCGCCAAGAAGCAUCGCUUGAUACCACAAAAGCUCGAUCUACGCAUCCGCUUUUUCUCUUCCCAGAAUGCGCUAGCCAGCGUCCUUUACCAAAAGCGAGUGGUUAGGAAGGAGCUUCUCUUCGACUUUCUACAAGCCUUGACGGACGCUAAUCUGAACAACUAUGUCGUCAAUGUUGGACGGGGGUUUCAAGCAGCCGAUCUGCGAGUCAAGGCCGCUUUGGUUGAUGCGAUCCUAGAUCCAGGAUGCUUUCGUGCUUAUUUGGGAGGCUUGGAUGAUUUCGGAUAUAAAGAAGAUCUCAAUGCGAUCCAUGAAAUGGGUCUUCUUGAAAGCAGGGUUCACUUGAUUCAAGUGCCAGGCUACGCCGUCGAGUCCAAGGUGUACAAGCGAUAUGCGCAUCGGGCGAUCGACCUCGAUUACCUGUUCAAGAAUCAAGAGACUGCUCUGCGGAGCAUGGAGAAUUAUAAUCGUGAGGCGUUUGACACCGUUGAUGAAGUGACAAAGACGACUACGUCGACACCGUGCGUCUUUUACCAUCUCACCGAAAAGGGCUGCUUGCAAGGUGAUAUGUGCACUUACUCGCAUGAGCCCAUCUCAACAGCUCACAAAGAGGGUAUCAGAUUUCGGCUCAAGCAUCGAAAGUGUCCUACCCUCUCAAGGGGUGAGGAAUGUCACUUUGGCGACGAUUGUCUUUUUGCGCACUGA
Mycosarcoma maydis (corn smut) is the source of this 1731-nucleotide messenger RNA. RefSeq lists its product as uncharacterized. Gene Ontology annotation, molecular function: metal ion binding. The record is from RefSeq and is a predicted model, not a curated record. The transcript is spliced from 3 exons. Bases 1 to 1731 code for a protein of 576 amino acids. Lineage: Eukaryota; Fungi; Basidiomycota; Ustilaginomycetes; Ustilaginales.